AUGGGCCGUCCACAUCACGCGCGGUAUUGGCCUGGUACUUUCGUCAUUUUCCAGCAGUACAUGACCCUGCGCGGGUUGUCCGUCAAGCUAAGGUACCUUAUGCAGCAGCCAGCAGCCAGCACCGCAGCAUAUUGGUUGCCCGUCACCAGUGACCAUAACUCGAGUUACCUUGGUUCAACCCAAGGGUUACUUGACGGCGUGGCGUGCGUGGGUGAAAACCGCAAGGACUUGUUUAUUGCCUUGCUUGUCAACGAUUUGCCCCUCCACAAUAUCGGCACCCAUAAUUCAUCACUGUUCGACAACCCCGAAUUGGUCUUCUUAUUGGCACAGCGUCCAUCGCCUCGCAGAAUUUCCCUCUCUGCUGCCAUCGUCUGCUCGAAACCUCUUGCCAAUAUCCCACACACCUUAGACCGGGCCGUCUUGACUCUCGACACUUGUUCCUGCUCCUACGGGUAUUGCUGCUCCUGCCUCCUGUUCUUCCAUGCUAGCCUUACUCUGCGUGUGAUCAUGUACCUGCGACUCAAUCGCCUCCACCGGCCAGAGCUUUGGGCCACCGGAUGGCAGGUUCGAAUUUCCACGUCUGCCAUUCUCAGCCAGUCGCACUGCUCUGGCAGGACCAGGGAACCCCCGAACCGGCCUCUUCCCAUAACCUCUUCCCUGCCGACAUGCCCCGCCGAUGGACCCCCCGUUCGAGAGAAAUGGGUAUUCUUCUUCCCCCGGUCCAAAGUUCCUUCCUUCUUCCUUGAACCCAGCAAUUGCCUUUUUUUCGCUCUUCCUUUCUAUACCCCGGCAUGCAACAAAUUCCACUCACCCAUCACCAUCCCAAUCCAUCCACCAUUCGUCGUGGUGUCCUGGAUUGGGGUUGAUCAAAAUGAAGCCGUCGAUACUUGGAAAUCUGGGACGCCGCUUCAUAAAGGAUCCCACUACACUGCGACUUUAUUCUUGUCAACGACGGCCAUGACCAGCAGCCAAAUAAAAUCCAAUCACCCAUCGUCCACGAGACUAUGGAUACACUGCGCUGAACUGCUUGGGCUGACCGCUGCCAACUUGGUUCGCGGCUCACCUUCUGCCACCAUUCGCUUCGAAACGAAAACGCACAACCGCCUCGGCUCACGAAGCAUCGUCGUCAGCGGAAGCGCUAUGCAAACCGCCGUCGUCAUCGGGUUACCCAGUCCCUCCAUUUCGAUUGGGUCUUCCCGUCCCUCCUCUGGAUGCCAUCCCUGA
This is a messenger RNA of Colletotrichum lupini, 1224 nucleotides long. RefSeq lists its product as uncharacterized. The coding region runs from base 1 to 1224 and encodes 407 amino acids. The transcript has 8 exons. Lineage: Eukaryota; Fungi; Ascomycota; Sordariomycetes; Glomerellales; Glomerellaceae. The record is from RefSeq and is a predicted model, not a curated record.